UGCACGAAUAAAAAUCUGUCACAAUAGAAGAGAUGAUCCUGGUUUGAUAGAAUCAGGGAAGAUAAGAGAAAAUGAAGUAGAGGCUUUCUUUCUAUUAGAAAAUCUCCAAAUAUUGGAUCGAUUUUCCACAACCAUCUCCAUCUCUCUUUUAUACAACUCACAAAAGAGCAGCACCAGCAAAACGGUAUCUCUGGACCCCGUUUCACAUCGCUCAAAUAGCCCUUCCUCAAGUAGCAGCACUCCAUAACCAAAGAGAACGUUGCCGGCAAUGAGAAAGCCGAUAUGCCUUCUCUCUAUCCCUCCCUCUCCUCCUUCAUCGCCAAGCGCGAAACCGUAACCCUAAGCAUCUCCGCCGCGCUCCUCCGCUCCUACUCCUCCUCGGCGAAACCCUCCGCUGCCGCAGGCGAAACCUGCGUCUCCCUCUACUUCCGCCGCGCCCGCCUCAUCGACACGAUCCGCCUCCGCCUCCGCUCCCACGACCCCUCCGCCCCUUCCCCCUCCCCUCCUCGCCCUCUCGACCCCUUCGUCGCCGCCAACGCCCUCCGCGCCGCCCCCUCCCCCGACCACGCCCUCGUUCUCUUCCACUCCCUCCGCUCCCACCCCACAAUCGCCCGCCGCCCCGCCCCCGCCCUCCACGCCCUCGCCAAGCGCCUCGCGCUCGCACGCCGCCUCCCCGACCUCCACCAACUCCUCGCCGACCUCGAUGCUGGCGCCUUCCCCUCCGCCCUCCCCCCUUCCCCCAUGGACCGCCUCCGCUGGCUGGCCGCCGCCGGCGACGUCCCAUCGGCCCUCCACGCUUGGUCCUCCCUCCGCUCCUCCUCCGCCUCCUCCGCCCGCCGCGGCCGGAGCCACCCCUGCACCGAAGCCUACAACCUCGUCAUGAACCUCUACGCCGCCGCCGGCGACCACUCCGCCGCCGUCACCACCUUCGACCAGAUGAUCCAAGAAGGUGCGAAUCCCAACUCCCGUACUUACACCAUCAUCAUAGACCACCUCAUUCGAUCCGGAAAUCUCGAGCAGGCCAUUGAGGUCUUCCAUCUACUCCCUUCCAUGAGGAUUCGCCGAACAUCAAAGCAGUACAAUGUGCUUGCCGAUGCCCUCUCGUCGUCCGGACGGUUCGUUGACCUGGAGAAGCUAAUCAAGGCAAUGAAUUAUGAUGGAAUUCUCCCCGGACGAUCGAUGAGGGAGGCGAUAUCAAGAAUGAGGGAGGCUGGGCACACCACAGGGACCGAGGAGUUCGUGAAGAUAUUAUCCCCCGAUGAUCGAAUUGGGUUCGCUGUCGAGGAAGAAGAGAAUGAGGAGGAGGAGGAGGAGGAAGCCCCUGACGAUAACCAAAAGAAUGACGGCAGUGGUCAGAUCAAAUUGAAGCCAUGGCUGGACCCAAUCGCUCUGGCCAGAGCUUUGGAGGACUGGGAUCCGACAGAGGUAUCUGAAUUGGAGGCGGCGAAGCUUGUGUGGACCUCCCGGCUGGUGUGCAAACUCCUGAGGGCCUUCAAGAAGGCCAAGACGGCGUGGGAGUUCUUCUGCUGGGUGGCGUACCAACCUGGAGGGUUCGCCCAUGACCGCGACACAGUUGCGAGGAUGAUCGCCAUCCUCGCUCGGAACGGGCAUGUUGAAUUGGUCGAACGCCUUCUCUCCAAGGUGAAGUCCGAGGGGAUUCUGCUCCCCUUUGACACCGUUCGAUUGGUUGUCGACUUCUACGGUCUCUCGAAGAAAGCCGAUGCCGCCAUGAAGGUCUUUCGCGAUGCCAAUUUGAUAUGCGGCUCGCUGUCGGCAUCCAACCGCUUGCUGCUAUGCUCUUCUUUGCUGAGGACGAUGGCUAAGUGCAGGAGGGGAAAUGAGGCUAUGGAGCUACUGGAAGAGAUGAUGUUAGAGGGAGUGCUUCCUGAUACACAAACAUUUACAGGUUUGAUGCAGUAUUUUGCCGGCAAUGGGGAUUUGAAGAGCGUCCAUAGGCUGUUUGGGAUGGUGAGGCAGUGCAGGCUCGAGCCCGAUUCUUAUAUGUAUCGGGUGUUGAUUCGGGCGUACUGCAAACAGGAGAGGGCGGCGCUUGCGCUGAGGGUGUUCGAGGAAAUGAGGAGCUCGCGUAUGUUGCCGGAUGGCCACACCAAAGCUUUGCUUGUCAAGAGCUUGUGGAAGGAAGGGAAGCUUCGGGAGGCGGCAUUAGUGGAGGAGAGGUGCGAGGGGGUUGAAGCGGGGCUUCCAUUGGCAUCGCCGGGUCAUGUCUGGACUGCGAGUGCAGUAGAUUUUAAGCGGAUUUAUGACAUUUAUUCUGGUCGUUUUGCUUAGAGAGAUGGCCAGGCCUGAAGACCUCAUGGUGUUUGUAUCUGUGCCUUUCUUGAGGCGGAAAACGUGACGAUUGAGUAGUUUCGCGAUAAGUUUAUCAGGAGAUCUAGAAGAAGGUGCAUCGAAGAUACAAGCUCAAGAGAACUAGCGUUGGCUGGAGGGGGAGAACGCAUCAGCGAACCAAUGGCGUGAAUUAAGUACGGUUAGAAAUCCCCUAAUCCCAGGCUGAUGUGAUAAGGCAUAAUGCUGUAUUAGUUAAUAUUUCAUAAAUGCCAAAGAACUGAGUUUAACUUGUUUUGUAAACCACACUAGAUUUAUCCAUGAUAUGCCUUUAUCGACCAUGGAAAGAAGUGGUAAUUCCAAGA
Molecule: messenger RNA, 2651 nt
Organism: Phoenix dactylifera (date palm)
Lineage: Eukaryota; Viridiplantae; Streptophyta; Magnoliopsida; Arecales; Arecaceae
Product: Tetratricopeptide repeat (TPR)-like superfamily protein
Molecular function (GO): protein binding
Source: RefSeq, a predicted model, not a curated record